Phanerochaete carnosa HHB-10118-sp is the source of this 285-nucleotide messenger RNA. RefSeq lists its product as uncharacterized. Lineage: Eukaryota; Fungi; Basidiomycota; Agaricomycetes; Polyporales; Phanerochaetaceae. The coding region runs from base 1 to 285 and encodes 94 amino acids. The record is from RefSeq and is a predicted model, not a curated record. The transcript has a single exon.
AUGCAAAGUCUGCUUGUGACCAUCAUCUUCUUUCACAUCUUGAUCAAUUGCCACGCCGCGCACGCCGUCAUCUUCGAGUCCUAUAGUCGCUCCUCGACAAUCUUCCGCACCGAGUUGUGCACUAGCGUACGCCGUGUUAUUGGUCGUCGUGACACCGACUCGUUGCUCGUGCCUGUCCUGCCAUGCUCGCCCCACGCAGGACAGAAGUACGCGGCCUGGUUCGACGGGACUACCAACCAGGUCGCCUGGUCGCACAGAGUCACCCACGCGCCGUCCUCGAGAUGA